Coccidioides immitis RS is the source of this 1322-nucleotide messenger RNA. RefSeq names its product mitochondrial carrier protein. The transcript is spliced from 4 exons. Gene Ontology annotation, molecular function: L-ornithine transmembrane transporter activity. The record is from RefSeq and is a predicted model, not a curated record. Lineage: Eukaryota; Fungi; Ascomycota; Eurotiomycetes; Onygenales; Onygenaceae. Gene Ontology annotation, biological process: mitochondrial L-ornithine transmembrane transport. Bases 182 to 1090 code for a protein of 302 amino acids.
CCGGGCGGAAUUCCAUCUCGGCCGGGGGUAGAAGACUUUUUUCCACUCUGAUUCAUCUGUAUCGAGCCUUUCUGCAAGCUCGUCGCAAGGUCCAUGCGCUGAAUUGACUGUCAAUUUUACAGUUCAUCUAGAACAAAACAAAUAAUUCUCAAUUACGAAGAGGGGCUGAAUUCCCAGCGCAAUGGAGGCCGAGAUCAAAGGGCACGAGGAUCAGGGAGCGUUGCGGACAGUCAAAGAUCUGUCCGCGGGAGCUGCAGGAGGUAUCGCGCAGGUGCUGCUUGGCCAGCCUUUCGAUAUCGUCAAAGUCAGAUUGCAGACCACAACGCAAUACUCAAGCGCACUGGAUUGUGCCACCAAGAUUCUAUCCAAGGAAGGCCCACUGGCCUUUUAUAAAGGAACUUUAACUCCAUUGAUUGGUAUUGGUGCUUGUGUUAGUGUCCAAUUCGGAGCAUUCCACGAAGCGCGCCGCCGCAUUGAAGACUUCAACGCAAAACGAGGGCAUCCCACAGCGCCUUCAUACCCGCAAUACUACCUCGCCGGAGCCUUCGCCGGUGUCACCAAUUCCGUGAUAUCCGGUCCCAUCGAACAUGUCCGUAUCCGCCUUCAAACCCAACCUCACGGUGCAGACCGUCUUUACAGCGGUCCCUUGGAUUGCAUUAAAAAACUCUCCGCCCAUGAGGGUGUUCUUCGUGGUUUGUACAGAGGCCAGGCGGUCACGGUCUACAGAGAAGCACAAGCUUACGGCGUGUGGUUCCUUGCAUUUGAAUAUAUGAUGAACUGGGAAGCCAAGCGUAACCAGGUCAAACGUGAUGAAAUCUCGAGUGUCAAGGUUGCGGGAUACGGCGGUAUAGCUGGUGAAGCCCUGUGGCUCUCCAGCUACCCGUUCGAUGUUGUGAAGAGUAAAAUGCAGAGCGAUGGAUUUGGGGCCCAACAAAAGUACAAGGGCAUGAUUGACUGCUUCAAGAAGACAUAUGUUGCAGAAGGGCUGGGAGGAUUCUGGAAAGGAAUCGGCCCGACAUUGCUCAGGGCAAUGCCUGUGUCUGCUGGUACUUUUGCUGUUGUCGAAUUGACCAUGAGAGCCCUUGGCUAAACUCAUUGGCUGUUUUACUAGCAAGAAAAAAAGUUCUGGGUGUUUUUUGCUGGUUAUAAAAUACUUCGCUCUGCGUUUUCCGUCCUUUCCUUUAGAGCACGACAUGGGUUGGUAUGAUACCUUGCGGAUUAAAUGGUUUCUCAACAUCUCUAUUUCGCCUAGAGGCUCAUGUAUAUAUAAUAAUAGAUCUUCAACAUUUAGGUCUGGUAUAGAUCCUAGUCUGCAUGCUCGA